Penaeus chinensis is the source of this 10040-nucleotide messenger RNA. RefSeq lists its product as uncharacterized. The coding region runs from base 48 to 9896 and encodes 3282 amino acids. The record is from RefSeq and is a predicted model, not a curated record. The transcript is spliced from 7 exons. Lineage: Eukaryota; Metazoa; Arthropoda; Malacostraca; Decapoda; Penaeidae.
AGAACAAAGGUGAAGACAAGAAGAAAAACGAAAAAGGAAUAAAGAAUAUGAAGAAAGUUCAAGGAGGACGCGCGAUGGGCAAAGCUCCUGAAGCAAAGCAAAAUGAUGAUGGACCGAAGAGGAACGAGAGAUUUAAAUGCGAGGAGAAGAAAAAGUGCACAAAGUUAAGUGGCAAAUGUAAGAAAAAUAAGAAAAUUACUGAUGAAAACUGUAAGAACUUCGUGAAAAAAGGGUGCAAAAAUAAGCCGGACGCUCAAUGCACUUGCUGCUUAAAAAAUGAUAAGUGCAAGAGUAAAUACAUGAAGAAGAGAUGCACCAAAAAAGGAGGAAAGGCUAAGCUCAAAGAGAAAUGCAAGAAAGAUUCCAUAGACAAUGCUGUUCAUGGCGACCAGUGCACGUGCUGCCUGCCUUGCAAGACGACCAAAAAGUGCAAGAACAAGGAUGGCACAUGCAGCAAGACUUGCACGCAUGGAGUUUGGGAAGGCGUUAAUUGCAAAGGAAAAGGGUGCCAAUGUUGCAGGAAGAAGAAAGAUAAAGAUGUCACCGAAAGCCCAACGACAACAGCAGGAGGAACAACACCAGCAGGUGGAACAACGCCAGCAGGUGGAACAACACCAGCAGGUGGAACAACGCCAGCAGGUGGAACAACGCCAGCAGGUGGAACAACGCCAGCAGGUGGAACAACGCCAGCAGGUGGCACAACGCCAGCAGGUGGCACAACGCCAGCAGGUGGAACAACGCCAGCAGGUGGCACAACGCCAGCAGGUGGAACAACGCCAGCAGGUGGAACAACGCCAGCAGGGGGAACAACGCCAGCAGGUGGAACAACGCCAGCAGGUGGAACAACGCCAGCAGGUGGAACAACGCCAGCAGGUGGAACAACGCCAGCAGGUGGAACAACGCCAGCAGGUGGAACAACGCCAGCAGGUGGAACAACGCCAGCAGGUGGCACAACGCCAGCAGGUGGCACAACGCCAGCAGGUGGCACAACGCCAGCAGGUGGCACAACGCCAGCAGGUGGAACAACGCCAGCAGGUGGCACAACGCCAGCAGGUGGCACAACGCCAGCAGGUGGCACAACGCCAGCAGGUGGCACAACGCCAGCAGGUGGCACAACGCCAGCAGGGGGAACAACGCCAGCAGGUGGAACAACGCCAGCAGGUGGAACAACGCCAGCAGGUGGAACAACGCCAGCAGGUGGAACAACGCCAGCAGGUGGAACAACGCCAGCAGGUGGAACAACACCAGCAGGUGGAACAACGCCAGCAGGUGGAACAACGCCAGCAGGUGGAACAACGCCAGCAGGUGGAACAACGCCAGCAGGUGGAACAACUCCAGCAGGUGGAACAACUCCAGCAGGUGGAACAACUCCAGCAGGUGGAACAACGCCAGCAGGAGGAACGACACCGGCAGGAGGAACGACACCGGCAGGUGGGUCUACACCGGCAGGUGGAACAACUCCAGCAGGUGGAACAACACCAGCAGGUGGAACAACGCCAGCGGGUGGAACAACACCAGUAGGUGGAACAACUCCAGCAGGUGGAACAACUCCAGCAGGUGGAACAACUCCAGCAGGUGGAACAACGCCAGCAGGUGGAACAACUCCAGCAGGUGGAACAACGCCAGCAGGUGGAACAACGCCAGCAGGUGGAACAACUCCUGCAGGUGGAACAACUCCAGCAGGUGGAACAACUCCAGCAGGUGGAACAACUCCAGCAGGUGGAACAACGCCAGCAGGUGGAACAACUCCAGCAGGUGGAACAACUCCAGCAGGUGGAACGACACCAGCAGGAGGAACGACACCAGCAGCCUCAACUAGGUCUGUGUUAGACGAAGUUCAAGACUUGGCAAACGAAAUGAACAAUGCCGUAGCCGAUGCGGAAAAGGGCCGCCGCCGUCGUGAUCUUCGGCAAAAGAGGCAGGGAACCACCACUACCGUAAAUAUUGAAGUGAUCGUCAAAAUCAGCGUACAGAUUACGACCUGGAUGGUUGACAUCAAGAGAAUUACUGACAGCGAUAGAGAGUCCAUCCAGUCUACCACGAUGGCAGUUAAGCAAAUACGAAGAGAAAUUCAAGCAGGAAGUACACUUUCUGUGUCUGCCAUAAAGAUUAUCAAAACGACUACAAAGAAAUCGGUUCGCCUUGCUAGCAAGCUCAUUGAGGUUGUGGUAAGAGAGGAAAAACAGGAACAACUUUCAGUAAAGAAAGAGCUGAUAACAAAGGUUCAGCAGUCGGUCACCAGAAUCCAAGCAUCAAUGAGUACACUGCAACAAUCAUUAACACAGGCAGGAUCAGCCGUGGCAGGUAGUAUUACCACCAACGUGAAUGUUAUUGUAAAAAUAUCAGCAAUCUUGAAGGGCAUCAUAAAGUCUGGCCUUGGUGCCAUCACUAGCACUUCUGCAGCAUCUCUUACUAGUUUCGAGACAGAACUUCAGACACUUCUUUCUCAAGUUCAGAGCGGCACCGUCACCUUCACUUCUGAAGAAAUCACUCUUGUUGAGACAACACAAUCGGAAAUUACAACAGCAACUACGAAAAUUACAGCAGCACAGGAGAAGAAUAAGGCUAUGGAGUCUUCCCAAACACAAGCAGUUCUUCUUGACAGUUUAUCAACUGCCACAGCUAUUGUUAAGGAACAAAUUGAUCUACUAACAUCAGCUAUGAAUUCAGUCACUGAAGGAACAGCUUCUGUAUCAGUAACGAUAACAACGAGCCUUAUUACUUUAUUGAUUAAUCUACAAACAUCUAUUGAAUCUGUUACUGAAGAGCAGAUUCAGGAAAUCAAGGCAUUUGAAGAGGAAGCUACAACAAUCCUCAAAAACGAAGCCUUUACAAUAACAAAUUUCCCACAACUUGUAUCUGCAAACAGCAAGCUAGCUGCAACAGUGAAUACUAAAAUUGAAGAAACCCUCUCUCGUACUGCCAUUACUGAAUCUCUUGACAUAUUCUACGAGGUUUCAUUCUUCGUAUUUUCUCUAGUGGAAAUUGCAGAAGAAAUUCAGAGUAUAACUUCAUCCAGCACCUCUACACAGAGUAAUACAAUCAUUACCAACACUCUGACUUUCAUUCAAAAUAUCAAAAUAAAUAGCCUAACUACAGAAGAUGUGACCAAGCUAGUAAGUUUAUAUGAUGAUAUAAAUACACUCGUCGACUCGGUAGAUUCGUCAGUUGGGUUUACUGGUAUUGAUGAUAUUAUCGAGGAGGGAAGUCAAAUAGACAUCAAGUUGCUUGAAAAGAUACAUGAAUAUGAAUCCAAAGAGGAAACUAUUACAGCUUUCACUCUGUUUGAGAAAAUGAGUACGAUUGCCUCUUCCACAGAGAAAGCUACAUCGCUUUUAAAGAGCAAAGUUUCAAGUAGCUCAAGCUCAGUAAUAGAUGCAUCUCUGGAGGCUGUGAUCCAGGAUCUGCAAGUGCUCAUGGAAAAGUUCUCCUCAAAGACAUAUGCACCAAACGAUGAAGACAUAUUACAAGCAGAAACAACUCUUGCAAUGUUUGAAAGUAAGAUAGAAUCAAUAUCAGUAAUUAAGAGCAGUGCUACCCUGGAUAGACUGAUUACCACAACAAAGAAAGCUGUUACAACUACAGUAAAAUCAUUGAACACACUGCAAGAAUCUGCCAAGAACAAGGAGAAGAUUGAGAUCCUCUUAGGAGCAGAAUACAUAAUCAGUGAAAUCUAUUUUGUCAUGCAAGGUCUAAGUUCAGGAAUAGAAGAAGGGGAUGUUUUAGAAUCUAAUAUCUUCAUCGAAGACAUUCAGGCAGAACUUAAUAGGUGGAGUACAGGUAUUUCCAACAUCAAAUUAUCUUCAAUCUCCAUAAUGGAAAGUUUACUUGAAACCAUCUCUGAUUUAUCAGGUGCCUAUUCUGGCAUUGACACUCUACUCCAAACUUUGACAUCAGUGCAGACUAGACUAGAUGAACAAAUUACGAUUAUUGAGGAGGCUGACGUAAAUGGCGACUUAACGGUGAGAAUAUAUAAUGCAUUUGAUAUAAUAGUUUAUGUCACUGAUCUUUUGAAAGAACUGAAUCAACUAACUGCAGAAGGUACAGUGUUAACUGAAUUAUCUGCUGUUAGCGACAUAGUUACCACUAUAACUUCCCUAAGCAAAAGGAUGACAAACAUAUCCUCUGAAGACAUGGAAACUCUUGAAGCCAAUUUGAUGACUUUGGAAGAAUACAUUCUAGAUUUUGAAGAAGGUAGUAACAUACAAAUUGCAAAUUUGGUUCAGGCUAUUGCAGAGGUUAGUCGUGUGGAACAAGCAUUUAUGAAAGAAGUGAAUAAAAUUGAACUGUCCUUCAGCAAACUAAGUAUAUAUCAGACCAUUCAGAUAACUAUUACAGAAAUAAACUCCUAUCUGCAGGAGUUGUUUGAUAUAAACUCUGGAGUGGAGGAGGGUUCGGAUGUACAGAAGAAUGUUGUCCUUGAUGAAUAUUAUGAGAUUAUCUCAUUCUUGAUUGGCAAAGCAAGCUCAAUAACAGAAGCUGACAUCGAUACACUUAAUGUAUUCUUGGAGGAAAUAAGUAGUCUUGCAGUUGAAGCUGAUGGUACGUUCAGCAUCAGUGGCUAUACAUACAGCAUCCAACAGAUUUCCCAGCAAGUUGCCGUGUUUACACAAAAGGUUGAUGAAACUAUUGAAACAGAGCAAGAGCAACAAAAUCUUGUCCAGAAUCUUAUAUUUGGAGAUGAUUUAUUAUCUAUUCUUAUUCGAAUCUUCUUUGCCUUCGAAAGUAUGGCACUGAUGACCACAGUUUCAACUACGACACAAUUCAACACAGAGAACUUUGUGGCAGCCAUGGCCCAAAUUAGGAACGAUAUUUCGUCAGUGAAUAUUCAAGAUAUUGAUACAUUUGCCUUCCAACUUGAGAAUAUUAUUGCAGCAAACGAAAGGCUCGAAAACUUUGAAGAGCUUGAACUUGUCACUACACAAGCUGAAGAAUCUGUGCAAACUUAUUUAUCUGAGUCCAGAGAAAUUUACGAAAUAACAAUUAACAUUCGUCAUGCAAGUGCUGUUAUUGAAGCAGUAGAUACAUUGCUUGUUGACUCGAUGACAUUCAUUCAAAAUGUUGAUGCAUCUAAGCUUAUUGGAGAAAAUGAUCCCGAUGUUGAUUUCUUAAUUGACUUUUUCAAACGCAUAUCUGCAAAUGUAGACUCAGUUACAGAAGAGGACAUAUUUGAAGCCACAGAAAUUUUCUUGAUAAUACAGGCAACACUCGAUAUGCUUGGUCCAGAUGAAGGAAUUGGAAAUCUUGUAGACUGUAUGGCUGCUGGUCAGGAGGCCAUUGAUAGUGCUAAUAGACGUCUUUACGAGCAGCAGGAUAGAUUUUUGCUGAUUGAGGAAUUAGGUUCCUUUGAACUUAUUCUUAAUGUUGUAGCACAAAUCACCUAUGACGUAGUGGAAAUUAUUUCAAUGAUUGGAACAACAACUUCAGUAGGGGAGGAAAAUGAGCUGGUCACUUCCAUUGUCAUUCUAUUGGAAAGUCUUUCUAGUUCGCCGUCGUCAACCAUAGAUAUUGCACUACUUGAGAGCAUGUCGGAGGACUUAGAAGUGCUGAAAAGUUCUGUCACAGCUGGAGUAGAAAUCCCUAGUAUAUUCUAUUUGCAGUCUUUAUCACAGAAAACUAUGUCUGUUAUGCAAUCUGAGAUCCAGUUUCGUGUGUCAGCUCAAGAGGCACAGAGUCAAAUUGAUCAGUUAACUAAAUCUGUCACAUCUCUCAACAAAAUUGAGGAAGAACUGUCAUUUGCUUUAGAAUUCUUCGGCAGUAUAGAACAAUCUGAACCUACUGCUAUGCCGUUUGUUAUUGAAGACUUGAACUAUGUUCUAAAUACUAUUCUCUUUGGGGAACUUACUGCAGAUUUAGUUGGGGAUCUUGGACUUUUCGAGGAAGAAAUAUUUUUCCUCUAUGAUGAAGAUGAAGUUGAUGUUAGUAUGAUUGCUAAUACCUUAGAAACACUUACAUCUGUCAAGAGAGGUAUAGAAACAUCUCUGAAAGAUAAUAGACGUAUUUCUGAGGAACGCAGUAUUUCGAGCAGACUUAACAAAGCCAAGGAAAUCGUCUCAGAGAUGGAAGAGAUUUUCGAUACUUUUGUAUCAGAAAUUGGAAAUGCAAAUGAGGAAAUCGAAAUUGCAGAAAUUACAGAUGUAACCAAUAUCUUCAUUGAUAUUAACGGAGGUGUUACUAUUUCCCUGGAUAUUGUUAUAAGACUAGAAGAAAUAUUGAUGUUCCUGAAGAAUACAACAGUCAGUACUGGAAUGGGAAUAAUCGGCCUAGAGGAUGCAAGAACACUUGUUGUUCUUGUGCAAGAAACCGUGGAAAGGGAAAUUUCACACAUUCAGAUAUCAAUUGAUCGUACUGCAAAGACUGUCACAUUUAACAAAGGAGUUUCUCUUCUACAAAGAAUAAUUCAUACUGCUUCCGAGUUAAGUAUCGGGUAUGAACUUGCUACAUCAGUAGAAAAGGAUGAAACUGUUGAUGAGCUCAUUGUUUUCCUUGAAAGUUUAUCCAUUGAAGCUCUAACCAUGGAACAGAUCAUAAUACUUCAAGAGAGUACCUUAAUGUUUGAAGCAUUAAGCGAUACUGGAACUGGCAUUGCAGAUCUUAGAAAGUUACAGUCAACUGCCUCCGUCAGACUUGAAGAAGCUACAAACAGCAAAAAUGUGCUUUCAGGUCUGAGUGAGGAAACUGAAUCUCUGAAGGCACUGGAUAGAACAGAAGCAGUACUUCUGAAGAUACAAGAGACUCUGUUGAAUAUAUCUGCAAACACCAAUGAAAAUAAUAUACCAGAUGACAAAAUGACAGAACUGAGUGACAUACUUAUGAUGGAUAUUAUGAUGCUUACUGAAUCUGUCAUACGAUUAGAAGAAAUUUAUAAAAACAUAGAAAUAAUAGGAGCUAUCUUUGUUGGAAACCUUGGGGUAAUUAAGGAAAUCCUUAGUUCCAUUACAUUCGCUGUAACUAGUAUUUCUAUUGAGAGAGUUCAAUUAGAAUCUCGAAUUGAGAGACUGGCAGUAACGGAAACUCUGCUGGAGGCUCAAAGUCUGUUUAUAAAAAUCUCUGACGUCCUAGAGAAUAUUACUACUGAAAUUGGUGUUGAAACACAAGAGAGUGAAGAAAAUGAGAUAAUUAGAAUGUUUGGCGAAGAGUUGUCCAUCUUGAGUUUUAGUGUUGUAGGUAUGAGAAGAGAUACACUUUUGUUCUUUGCAGAUGUUCUUCAGGAACUUGAGAUGAUACUGAUGAGUAAAACUAAUGUUAAAGGCAUUAUGAAGGCCAUGGAUGAUCUCAGAGUUGUUUCAACUAAGGUUACCCUUGAAAUUGAGGCUUCCCAGGCAGAACAGCGAAGAGAAGUAUCACUUAUGAUUAACAGAAGAGCAGAAGAAAGUGUUGUCAGUGCUCUGGAUCUGUUUACUGACCUUUCAGACUUUGUUGGGAUACCCGAGUUUGAUGCAGACCCAAUUGAAAUUUUGGAAGUAGAGAGAAUUCUAAGGAUUCUUUCCAUAAUUGAAAAUGGUCAAGCUUCUGAAGAUGAUCUCGACCAACUCGAUAGAUAUUUGAUGUCAUUAGACCUCAAGGUUGGAACAUUUGAAAAUGGAAUGAUGAUAAGGAAUCUAAUGGAGGUGAUAAUGACCAUUCAGGAUUUAAAAGAAUCAUUAAUGGUCAGAACUAUAGAUAGUGCUUUUGAUGUAGAAUACUCACAAAAUAUCUUUACUCAGAAGCAGAUCCAGGCAUUACUAUCAAGGGUAAUCAUUCAACUGGACAUUCUACUUAAAGCAGGAAAUGGCAUCCCUGUUGCUCUCUUUGAAAGUCUCUCGAUGCUGAUAGAAAAAGCUGGUUCAGAAGACUCCUCAGCAUUUGUAACAUUCUUCGAGAUGUCUGUUAUGGAACUCAUGGAACUCAAUGUAACAAACAUUGAUGACACGAAUGUCAUGGCAGGGUUUAAUCUUCUCCAGAGAGCCAGAUCAGUUGAAUUUUCUUUGUCUAAGGAGAUUUCAAGGUCACAUGUAAUUGAGACUACUACAACAAAAGUGUUCUUGCUUGAAGAAUCUCUGUCUCUACUGGAAGAGAUGAUGAGAUCAGUAGAACGAGUUAAAAACAACAUGAAUCCUGACGCAACACCAGUAAAUAUCCUUGCACUUGGGGAAAUUAUCCUCUUCAUGCAAAAUACAGUUGAAUAUACUGCAGGUGAAAUUACUCUCUUGCGCGACUAUGAACAUAUCCUCAUGCUACUUGAAGAAGAGGCGGGUGACAUGUUCGUUGAAGGCGUGGACGAACUCGUGUUUGAACUGAAAUACCAGGUGUCACAUGUCUCUAUGACACUGAUGAAAGUUCAGCGUACACAGAUGUUGGAGAAACAAAUAAUUUACACAUCUGCUGGUAAUGAAGUAAUGGCAGAAGCUUAUAACAAAAUAUCAACAUUUGGCAGACCCAUGCCUGGGAAAAUUAUCGAGGUUAAUGAGGUGACCAGCUUCAGUCUAAUGUUAAAUACAUUUGAUCUGACUUCCAUUACUCCUGUUGAAAUUCAUCAUAUCCAUACCAGGUUUGAAAUCCUCUUGGAAAUUAUUGCAUUUGAGACUUCAGAGAUUGCUUACUUAUCAAGGAUUAUCAACCAGCUUGCACUUCUUACCUAUAAAGCAUCACAACAUCUGCAUUUCCAAGAAAGUGUAGAAAAUAUCCGCACAGUGUCAGGUGCAUUUGAAUCAUCCCGCGCGGCAAUAACCACGACAUCAGCAACACUUUUUGCUCUUCAAGAAGAAGUAGGAGCAGUGACCACUUACGAAACCAAUGAUAUGAUAACACAACUUUAUGAGUAUCUUCUUUUCUUGACGUUUGACUGGCGUUUGAUCCCGGCUGACUUUAGUGAAGUAGUAGAAUCAUUUGGUAUUUCCGAUAUUACCGUAACUUCUGGAACCAGUUUUACCUACUUGAAAGAGACAAUUGAUCUUUUAGAGUUAUAUUCCCAUGUCGAUAGGCAGACAAAAGAAACUCUCCGUAUCAGUGAAUCGAUACUGCAAGCUAAGGAAGUCCAAUCAUCUGUGUCGCUCUUUAUGAGAUCUGUUGAAGACUAUCUCUAUGGUUAUAUGAACGAAGACUUUGAAGAUGAUAAUCCUGAUGAUGGUGGUGUUGGUGGAGAUGGUGAAAAUGAUGAAGGAGGUGAUGGUGUUGAUGAAGAUUCUGAAGAUAGUGAUGGUGAUGUUGGAGAUGAUGUUGAUGAUGCUGAAGAUAAUGGUAAUGAUGGAGAUGAUGGUGUUACUGGAGAUGAAGGUCUUGAUGUAGAUGAAGGUGAUAGUAAUGAUGGUGAAGAUGAUGUAGGUGAUGGUGGAGAUGGUGGAGAGGAAGAUGGAAAUGAAAAUGAUAUGGAUAAUUAUGAAGAAGUUAAGUAUGUCGAAGAUGCAAUCAUAUCAUUCAACAUAAUUAUUGAUAUAAUAACGAGGUGGUCCGAGGGUGAUAUCAACUUCCGUGGACAUGACGCCAUGAAAAUAAAGGAACUUGUAUCUAUGUUCGUUAAAGGCAACACUAACAUUGUAUUUAGCAAGUUCCAGAGGCAACUCCUUAUUGAGUCUAUGGCCAUUAUCACUUCAACCGUAGCAAAUAUAAACAAGCGUGUUCAAGCUAUGGAAUCAUCAGCAUCUUUCCAAAUUUCGUAUUCCAGGCUUGAGGAAAUCAACAAUAUCUUCAUGUCUAUCGAGGACAUUUUCUUUAUUAUCAGAGAAAGCGAGAAAAUUACUGUCGAAACUGAGCACGUGCUUGGAAGUUUGAAUGAGUGGCUCAUGCAAUUCACUGGUGUUCAUUCCAUCAAGGACGAGGAUAUUUCUGUCCUCAGAACUUAUGCUUUCGAUUUAAGUGCUCUCAGUACCAAUAAGUCUGGAGAUAUGAAUGCCCGACAUUACUACUGUUUCUUCUGAGCUAGACAUGGCGAAGGAAACGGUCAGGAGUGCAAUUUCACGGCAAUCAUCCCUUGUAGUUGAAAAUGAAUUUAAAGACAGCUUGAUGUCUUCACAAAUACAAGAGGCAAGGCAAGUGUCACAGAAGGACUAUAUUCUCCAAGA